CUACAUUUUCGAUUUGUAUGUUUUUUAAGAGUCCAGCAUUGAUGAUAAAAUCCAUGAAUUGAAAAGAAAGGAUAAGAGCAUCAAGCAGAUGGGGAAUAUCAUACAGGAGAAGUCAGCUACCAUUGCAUCAUUACAAAGUGAGAUACAAGCACUCCAGGGAUCUUUAGAUGCUAAGGAGCAGGUGGGUAGGGCUCAUGCGCGGGUUGGUGAACUUGAGAACCAGGUUGAGAAACUUAGAAAGGAAAUAGAAACACAAAACAAGAAAAGAGAUGCCUUGGAAACCCAAGUGAAAGUAUCUGAGCAAAAAGUCUUGGAAUUGAACUCAAAACUGGAAAGUGUAAGUAUGAUGCAUGUUCUGGUUUCUCUUCACUUAGUUUUGUAUCAAAACCAAGUCAAUGAUUUAAAACCCAUAUCGAUUCGGCCGGUCAGACCGGUCCGGCCAGUUGAACCUGGACCCGGGCGUAAUUCCGGUGCGGAAGAACCCUCAAAACCGGACUAG
Messenger RNA from Camellia sinensis, 499 nucleotides. Lineage: Eukaryota; Viridiplantae; Streptophyta; Magnoliopsida; Ericales; Theaceae. The record is from RefSeq and is a predicted model, not a curated record.